Molecule: messenger RNA, 2237 nt
Organism: Vanrija pseudolonga
Lineage: Eukaryota; Fungi; Basidiomycota; Tremellomycetes; Trichosporonales; Trichosporonaceae
Exons: 4
Coding region: 174-2204 (676 amino acids)
Molecular function (GO): protein binding
Source: RefSeq, a predicted model, not a curated record
AUCUCCCUCCCUUCCCCCCACCUCCCCAACAAGCGACACUGCCAAGCGCCGGCCGCGAGCAAGCAGAACACCAACAGCGUACAGCCCCUGAACGCGAAAACUGCACGACUACUUAUCAGAUAAGGCGGGGACGACGAGCCACGCGUCGACCACCCAAACCAACGCCAUUCACCAUGUCCGCCAACGAGCAAGAUCAGCCCGCUGCCGAGGCCCAGCCGGAGCCCACAUCCCUCCUGUCCCUCCCACCUGAGGUCCUUGUUGACGUACUGCUCCCCAACCUCGGCCUGCAGGACCUCAACUCGCUCGGUCUUGUCAAUAAGGAGCUCCAUGCGCUCACGAACGACCCCGUGCUCUGGCGUGUCAAGACAGCCCGCGACUUCUCGUACCGUGCCGAGGCGCUCUCCCUCGCCGCGCCAAAGCGGAGCGGGGCGCCCACCGAGGCCACCUCAGACUGGUUCAAGCGCGUGUACGUUGGCCUGCGCCGGCCGCGCGUCUACGUCUGGGGCGAGAACUCGAACUCGCGCCUCGGCGACCUGAACCACGCGCCGGAGCGCACCAACCGCUGGGCGCGGUACGUCGACACGCCGAUGGACAUCACGGACACGUUUGAGCCCGGACACCGCGGGCGGCAGUGGGGCGCGCGCCAGGCCGAGCUCGACGAGCGCCUCUCGCGCCACUCGCCGCCCCGCAGCCCGGCCCACUCGCGCUCGUCGACCCCCGGAUCAGACCACAGCCCCGACCGCCGCCCACGCCCCGUUCGCCUCAUCGACCUCCAGGCGGGCGGCUGGAGCUUUGCGGCGCGCGACAUCCGCGGCGGUGUCUGGGUGUGGGGUCAGCUCAACGGACAGGGCAAUGGGCGUUUCAUGGGAGCGCAGAGCUGGGAGAAUGAGUACUACGAGGUGUCGGAACCGGCACGCAUCCCCCUGCCGUGCCGUGCCGAAGCCAUCGCCCAGGGCCGCAACCACCUUCUCGUGCUCGACACGGACAACCUGAUCUGGGAGCUUCUCGCGUGGGGCAAGGCAUACCACCACACUGCUCCCGCCCUUACUGCGCCUUCGCAGACUGGCGCGUCCGCACCAGGGCGCCAGCCGCAUAUUGUCCAGGUGGCAGCGGGGUGGGCUCAUUCUGCUGCGCUCACGUCGAGUGGCGACGUCAACGUCUGGUUCCCGUUCACACACGAGUACGAGAGCGUGUGCACGCCUCAAAACGAGCUUCACGGGCCGCUGGGCGUCGACGAGGACGACCUCAGCCGCGCGCUGCGAUGGGGCACAGUCGGCGACGUCGUCUUGACUCUUCCUCCCAUCCCCGAACGGCCCCGCUGGUCGCCGGAGGACGACCGGGUGGUGCCUGGCCGCGAACCCGUACCGGAUGAUGACCACAAGCUCCGUAGCGAGCUCGAGGACAGAUGGGAUCAGUGGGAGGCGGCACAGAGCGAUAAGGCGCUCGCGGCCGCCCAGCGCGUCGUCAAGAUUUCCUGCGGACACAACUUCCUCCUCGCGCUCAAGGGCAGCGGCGAAGUGUGGAUUAUCCAGACGACGCCCGAAGGCAUCGCGUCUGCGCGAUGGCUUUACCUCCCGUUCUUCUCCUCGCCGUCAAUCAACCACAUCACGGCGCAGCACGAGACGAUCGCCUCGUACUCUACCCCAAGCGACGCGUCCGCCACGUCUGCCGUGCUCGUGGCCAGACUCGAGAACUUCACGCCAGCCACGCCUCACACACUCCGCCCCGUCAGCCUCCCAGCACUGGACGGCAAGGCCGUCAUCCAGGUGGUCGCCGGCGACUGGCACUACGCGGCGCUGACGGCCCAAGGCGAGCUGUACACGUGGGGCGAGGGCGGGAGGGGCCAGCUGGGCCUCGGCGAGGUGGGCCUCAACGGCGGCCAACCAACGCCCCUGCGCGUCCAGUUCCCCAAGGACGGCGAGCGCGACGCGUUCGUCUUCGCCAUCACCGCGGCGGGGAUGCACACUGGCGCCCUCGUGCUCGGGGGCAAGAAGCGCGUCGCGGGCCCCGAGCCCAUCGUCGCUGGUGCCGGCUGGCCGUCCAACGCGCAGGCCGAGGGCGUCGACCCCGGCGUUGCCGGGCGCGGGAGAUUCGACCACAUGUUCCGCAUUGGCUUUGCGGGCCGCGGGAUGCGCUACGGCGGCGGCGGCUUCAGUGGCCGCGGGUUUGGCGGCGGCGGGCCCCUCGCCCCCGGCGGCCAGUGAUGACAACAUUGAUGACGAGCUACCAUACGAUCC